Molecule: messenger RNA, 1158 nt
Organism: Aedes albopictus (Asian tiger mosquito)
Lineage: Eukaryota; Metazoa; Arthropoda; Insecta; Diptera; Culicidae
Gene: dbe
Product: KRR1 small subunit processome component homolog
Exons: 1
Coding region: 90-1142 (350 amino acids)
Cellular component (GO): nucleolus; small-subunit processome
Molecular function (GO): RNA binding
Source: RefSeq, a predicted model, not a curated record
UAAAAACAACGUGCGUUGAUACCUAGCUCGUUCUACUUGAAAAAUAAUUCAAAAGUUUCUAUUUUGUAACAAGUGAUCAUCAAAAAACCAUGAGCGAUUCGGAAUCGGACACCAACGAUCAAGCCGGAGACAUCGAGCACUUUACCGGACCGGUUGAAAAUGCGUGGCUGCUGAAAAUACCUGAAUUUAAGAAGGCAGAUAACCCCCAAGGACUCGCCGAGGAAAGUUCGUUCUCCUGCCUGUUCCCGAAGUACCGCGAAAAGUACAUCAAGGAAUGUUGGCCCCUGGUGGAGAAGGCUCUGGAUGGACACCACCUGAAGGCGGAACUGGAUUUGAUUCAAGGUAACAUGACGGUAAAAACUACCCGGAGUACGUGGGAUCCUUUCAUCAUUCUGAAGGCGAGAGAUUUGAUCAAGCUGCUUUCGAGAUCGGUUCCGUUCGAACAGGCCGUGAAGGUGCUGGACGAUGAGAUAAGCUGCGACAUCAUUAAGAUCAAGAACCUGGUUCGGAACAAGGCAAAGUUUGUGAAGAGGCGUAACCGAUUGAUUGGACCCAAUGGAUGCACUCUGAAAUCACUGGAACUGUUGACCAACUGCUAUGUUCUGGUGCAAGGGGCUACAGUCUCAGCUAUUGGGCCGUACAAAGGAUUGCAAUGCGUGCGAAAGGUUGUCGAAGAAACUAUGAAGAAUAUUCAUCCGAUUUACAACAUCAAAGCUUUGAUGAUCAAGCGGGAACUGAUGAAAGACGAUAAACUGAAGGAGGAAAAUUGGGAACGGUUCCUUCCCAAAUUCCAAGCGAAAAACACGACCAAGCGGAAGAAGCCCAAGGAGCAGCAGCAGAAGAAAAAGAAGGAAUAUACGCCGUUCCCUCCGCCGUUGCUCGAGAGCAAGGUCGACAAAGAGCUGGCUUCCGGCGAGUACUUCCUCACCGAGGCUCAGAAGAAGGCCAAACGGACGCAGGAGCGGCGCGAGAAGGAACAGAAGAAUUCCAACGUUCAGAAACAACGACGAGAGCGGGACUUUGUCGCUCCGGAUGAGGGUAAGCCAGCGAAAAAGGCUGCCGGUGAUAGCAAUAAGGUGGAUGUGAAAGCGUUGAAGUCGAAAAUUGCCAAGGCCAAUAAGAAGGCAAAGAUGGGUAAAUAAACUGUUGUGAAUGAUU